AUGAUUGGCGUAAGCAAUAUUACUAAUAGGACGGAUCCAAACAGUCUCAAGUCUCGUGUUUUCGUUGGAAAUCUUAAUACAGUGCACAUGACAAAAACAGAGCUUGAGUCCAUUUUCUCGAAAUAUGGAGCAGUCGUGGGAAUAUCAGUACACAAAGGAUAUGCGUUCAUUCAAUACGCAAAUGAGACUAAUGCGCGAGCCGCAGUUAUUGGUGAAGACUCAAAAACGUAUUACAAUAUGGUUUUAGAUGUAACCAUAGCAUCCGAACCAAAAAACCGCAAGCGAGGGAGAUCGAAUAUUGGUUCGUCGCUUCCGUCCUGGAACCCCUUGACAAGCACUAACCUUUCAGAACUUGCCUUACAAGCUCAAGCCCUUAGCAGUAUAACUGGAAAUUCGGUUCUAUCACUGCAGCAGUUUGGUUUGGAAGGUAUUAUGGGCCAGCCUAACCUCGUUAAUUUUGCUGCUGCGGCAAAUUCAGUGUUCCAUACCCCCUCAUUGUCUGCCUUAAACGUUUCUAGUGCCCAAACUGCAGUUACAGCGGGUAACAUACGUAAUAAAUAUACCAGAUUAUCGAACGCCACAACAACUACAUCUUCAACAACUCCUAACUCUCUUGCUGCCAAACGUACUCGUUUGGAUGGAGUGUUAGGUAAUACUGGUAAUCAUAAUUUUAACUCGAACUCGUCUUUACCUGCUGGGGCUAGAGGACAGAAUUUAGUCUCACUUGUUUCUGCAACGGAUAGCCUCAUACCUUCAGCAAAUCGUCGCCAAUCAUCAAACUCUGGUCCUGUUCGUUCUGUGUCCGAUCAAUCAACCAGCAACUCUUUAGUGCGUAAUCGAAUUGUGACGUCUACUUCCUCUCGUACAACGAACUCAUCCACAACCAGUUCAAAUCAAAAUUCACAACCGGCGGAAAAAAAUUCCGAUGUACAUCUAAAUCGCCCACAAAAUCUAGGCCAUUCCUUCGAAUCUGACCAUCCUACUGUUCAACAGCCCAAUCGUACAGCUUCGUCGACAAAAAGCAAUAGUCCCCAUUCAAGUGUCCAUUCACAUUCAGAGGAUAUUCUGAUAUGUGGACGUUGUCGUCGUUUAUUUGAACAAGUUGAUGAACUUAUUUCACAUAAAAUGGCUGGUUGCAGUUUGGACAAAGAUAACGGAGCUAGUUGUCGUUGUCGAGCCGUUGGUGAACCAGAGAAUUUAGAAUGUGCAUAUUGUGGUGCCAACUUUUCAACUGCUUGGGGACUGAUGCAUCACUGUCAUAGUGAUCAUUUUUUGACUAUAUAUGCCCUUCCAUCACCUCCUCCAUCCCCUUCUGCAUCAUCUAAUUCUCCAUCUUCUGAACGUUCUUCAAUAGUUUCUCGCCGAUCUGCCAACAAUGAAGGGGAGAAUUUGUCUGAAAAAUCUAUGAGAUCAAAUUCUCACUCAGAUAGAUCAAAUCAUACAGGUAAGCACGCUACAUCACUUGUGAGGCAAAACAUAAAGCCUGAGCAUCCUACAUUCGAUAACCACCAUUCUUCCAGUUCACAUAGUGUUGAAGAAAACCGUGAAAAUAGCGACUGGGAUGCAGAGGAGGAUGAUGAGAAUAACGACCGCAGUGGAGGUGAUACUCCAACACUGGAAUCAGUGCAUAAUGGAAAAUUUAGCUCGCCGGAUAUCCCAAGAGAUCACUCAUGUGAUCAGUCAGAUGCAAGAUCUACAUCUGGUGCUUCAGAUUCAGAAAUAUCAAAUGAAAUUCGUAGCAAGCGGUUACUGAAAUCACGAUCCCCGCCCUGUCCUCGAAGAAGUCGUGGUAGUGAAUAUGGCCGUCAUGAGACUCUGAAUAAUUACUCAGACCAAUGCUACCAUCACAACAGCAACAAUCAUAUCUCAAAUUUGGUUCUACAUUUAUUCAAUUUUCAUUCAUUCAUUUAA
Messenger RNA from Schistosoma spindalis, 1911 nucleotides. NCBI's taxonomy places the organism in Eukaryota, Metazoa, Platyhelminthes, Trematoda, Strigeidida, Schistosomatidae. The record is from the annotation of a GenBank genome assembly.